Molecule: messenger RNA, 1509 nt
Organism: Glycine soja
Lineage: Eukaryota; Viridiplantae; Streptophyta; Magnoliopsida; Fabales; Fabaceae
Product: serine/threonine-protein phosphatase 7 long form homolog
Exons: 5
Coding region: 1-1509 (502 amino acids)
Biological process (GO): meristem development; meristem maintenance
Source: RefSeq, a predicted model, not a curated record
AUGGGGUACUUAAAAAUAAAUGCCUCAUUAAUUAGUGCUCUGAUUGAAAGAUGGAGGCCAGAAACACAUACCUUUCACAUGAGAUGCGGAGAAUGUACUAUUACUCUCCAAGACGUCUCUGUAUUGUUAGGUAUAAGUGUGGAUGGUUUACCAUUAAUCGGUCCAACAAAUCUUGAUUGGGCUGAUUUAUGUGAGGAAUUAUUGGGAGUCAGACCACAAGAAGAUGAAAUUAGAGGUAGUGUGGUUAAAUUAAGUUGGCUGGCUCACCAUUUUGCCCAAAUAAAUAAUGACGACGACGAAGAACAAGUACGAAGGUUUGCCCGUGCAUGGAUAUUGAGAUUCAUUGGAGGUGUCUUGUUCGUUGAUAAAAGCAGUAACAAAGUUUCGCUAAGAUACCUUCAAUUUUUACGUGACUUUGAAGAAUGUGGCAGAUAUGCAUGGGGAGCUGCCGUACUUGGUUUUCUAUACAGAGAGAUGUGCAAUGCCACCGAUUAUAAAACUAAAUCAAUCGGAGGUAUGUGCAUCUUACUACAAAUGUGGGCAUGGGAACGAUGUCCAACCUUGGCUCCAAAGAGGACUCCUUCCCAAGUAGAAAAUACACCACUGGGGCAUAGGUGGCUGCGACGUGGAAACCAACAUAUCGGCAAUGAUGAUGUGAGAGUUUUUCGUCGCAAGUUAGAUAUUAUGAAACGUCAUGAGUUUGUGUGGGAGCCGUACCCAUCAACCGUAAUAUCACUGUUGCCUCCCGUUUGUUUAGUCGGAAGUCUCGCGUGGUACGUGGUGGUGCCACUAAUUUGUUUCCAAGUUAUUGAGUGGCACCAACCGGACAGAGUAUUGAGACAAUUUGGGAUGCAACAGCCAAUUCCAGAGUCUCCUUCACAACCCUUAAACAUUCAUGGCAUAACAUUGAAAGGGAAACAUGACGAAAAUUGGGGGCAAUUGUUCGCCCCAAUGAUUGAUCAGUGGAAUAAUCGCCAUGCAUUUAGGGUCGACGCUUAUCCCCGACAAGAAGGCCUAUUGAGUUUUAACUCGGACUACAUGGUCUGGUAUAGGCGAAAGACAAAGAUGUUUGUUGACCCAGCAAAUGCAAAGACGGCUACAUUGGGUGAAGUUGCGGAGGCAUUACAAUACAUGGUGUCUCCUCAAGGGAGGAAUACAUGCACAUUUGAUGAUCUCGUGCCUUAUGUGGAAAAAAUUACAAUUUUAUCCGAAGAGCAAGAGAGAGUCACUGAGCCAGUGUCACAUGGUCCCGCAUCAGAGCGUCAAUUUCCUGCACAACAGUUUCACAUGCUUCAGUCAAGUAUUGAAACUCAGGGGAUAGACAGAAGAAGGGACACUGUUGAAGCGGAAGAAUAUUCCCAACAAAUGGCGGAGCGUGGCCAUGGAAUGUAUUACACACCACAAACAUUUGCUGAGUAUCCGACCCAGAUGUAUCAAUAUCCUUUUCAGGAUCAUCACACUGAUACUUCUGCAAGCCAGCAAUCUUUAUUAAGGCUUACUUAUGGAUAA